Molecule: messenger RNA, 1792 nt
Organism: Bombyx mori (domestic silkworm)
Lineage: Eukaryota; Metazoa; Arthropoda; Insecta; Lepidoptera; Bombycidae
Exons: 5
Coding region: 888-1664 (258 amino acids)
Source: RefSeq, a predicted model, not a curated record
CUUAAGGGACGCGUCCAUUGGCCCGCGUAAGACGCACCGUACGGUAACGGUAGGCAGCGGCUUGUUUUUGCCCCUAGCAUUGUUGAAGUCCAUGGGCGACGGUAACCACUUACCAUCAGGUGGGCCGUAUGCUCGUCUGCCUACAAAGGCAAUAAAAAAUAAAUCAUUGGUCUCUAUAUUAUCAUUUCUUAUAAAAAUUAAGAAUAUAAAUUAAACUAAGACAAUGACAUGACUUAAAGGUCUUAGUUGCCAGGUCAUAAAACCCUUUAAAAAAAGCAAAAUAAAACCCGUUACGCACGAUGCGUCCGGCGCGGGCCAAUGGACGCGUGCCUUUACUGUGAGUUGCGUAGAUAAUUAUAAAUUAUUAUCAGUAGCCCAAGCACGAAAAUUUUACGAAUUCGUAACGUUAAUGUAUCGAGCCCUCGAUACAUUAACGUUACUCCGCAGCACGAACAACAUUUUGCCAACUAUCGUAAGCUCGAUUCGAAUACGUUAGUGACGUCAUCCUAACGUAAGUAGGGACGGUCCUUGUGGAAUGAAAUGAUUAUCAUAUGGAAUUAAUGAUUCGUUCGGAAACUUAACCAAGUUGUCAUUUUAUUUUAAACUUUUGAAUUUACGGUUUAUUUAAUUAAAAAAUAAUUAACUAGUGCAUACAAAGUGAAGUACAUAUGACGAAAGAUAUUUAAGAACAUGCUAUGACAUUAAAAUCGAAGGAAUAAAAUAGUGUCUUGGAUAUCAAAACAAAAAAAUUCGGAUUCCGAACGUAUCCACUUGAUAUCGGCCAAGGCUAAGUUUGUUUAUGUUUGCUUUAGUUCUUGUGAAGAGCGAAAGUGUUUCAUUGUUUUUAUUAAUUUAGUACUUAUUUUUCAAGAUUUACCUAUUUAAAUAUGAGAACUAGCCACUCACAGUAUUUAACAAUGGUGGAAUUUAUGGAAGCAAAUGGAGAUUUAUCAAAACCAUCAGGCGGUCCACGAGGUCGCAAUUUUAUACAGAUGAAGUGGAAAGAGUUAACGGGAUUACUAAAUAGCGAUUCUUCUGGAGAUCCUAAGAGUGAGGACAAAUGGCGUAAGGUGUGGAGUGAUUAUAAGAAUAAUUGCAAGAAAAAGUGUGCUAAAAUUAAUAGAGCUGCUAGUGGCACUGGUGGCGGACCAGCGCUCCAUUUAUUAUUGACUGACCAAGAACAAAGGGUCAUGCAGAUAAUUGGAGUGCAGGCAGCUACUGGCAUGGAGAUAAAAGAAGCUGGGUUUCCACAAGAAGAAAUUUCAACUGAGAGGCCAAAUACUCAAAUUAUUUUAAAGGAACCGGAAAUAGAUUGGAAUACUCCUAGCACAAGCAGCCAACCAACAGUGGCUCCACCACCACCAACUGAGGCUCCCCCUCCAGUUAUUGACGAGGAAGAGGAGUGGAACCCUCCGCCACAGAAAAAAAGAAAGAACAAUUUAACAAAAAUGUUUUUAGAUAUAGACCGAAAGGCAAGGGAGUAUGCUUCAGAGCGUGAUAGGGUAUAUGAGGAAUUAGAAAGAGAUCGGUUGAGAGUUAGAGAAUUUGAGGUACGUGAAAGAGUAAGACAGAGAGAUGAAGAGCUACGGAUGCAGGGUCAAUGGCUCGAAUUUAUGAAAGAGGCAAUGGAAGCUUUUGUGAGGUUUAUGGAGAGAAAGUCUUAAGUUAAGCUUAAUUACUAUAUUUUUUUACCAAUUACUUAAUUAUUUUAUUUUAUUUUAUUUUACCAAUUACUUAAUUAUAAUUACCAAUUACUAUAUUUUUACAAAAUUAAUAAACAAAAGUAAAAUUA